CACAAUCACGACUACAACGCGAACAACACACCCAAAAAACUGAGAAUUGUCGCCUUAUACCACAGAUGUCCAUCCGGAAUCAGGGCGCUUAUGGAAGAAAAUUUGAUUUCUCCGCAAACAUAUAAUGGGGAUAAAAGUUGUGGAGGAGGAGAAGAAAGGAAAUUGUUUAGAAAGUUAUUAAAAAUCUCCCAUUGACUUCGAUUACUAAUUAAGUCUCCCGAAUGCGUAAAAUUUUUUAACGAGAUCCCUUCCAAUACCUGUGUAUCAAACCACCCCGCAGCAAAUCAGGCAACUUAUUCAAGCAGGAAAACAAGACAGGGGAUACAAGAAGUCACUUAUUACAUAACCAACAACAUCUCUAUGAAAGUUUUAUUUUAUGUGUCGAGGGGAAAAUUGAAAACGUACAUCAACCACGAGAUGAGUGUGUAAUAUGCGUGCGAUUUCGCCUGGCGCUUUGAACCGCGCAUGGUCGUUGUGGAAACGGCGCGUAUUUAAGGGAUGAACCCUUGCGAAUCUCACCACUAUCGUACCGUUCUCAACAUCACGUUAAACCGACUUCCUUCACACGUGUAUUUCUUGUUGUGUAUCCGUCGUCGAGGAGCAGCUUGCCAUCCCUCUGACUCGAGGAAUAGUUUCUACUUUUGGGCAACAGACAUGGGUUCCACAGUCAUGAUUUGCUUCCUGAUAAUGACAAUGGCGGUCGUCUACAACGUCUCCGCGGCACUACCUACUCAAUGUAGUCCUGGAUUCCUGGACGAUCUCCCGCCAAGGAUCCGCAAAGUCUGCGCCGCCCUCUCCAGAAUAUACGAACUCGGUUCAGAGAUGGAAAGCUACAUCGAUGAGAAAGAAAAUCAUAUAACAGGAUUCCACGAGAACAUCCCAUUGCUGGACAGCGGUGUUAAGAGACAGGAUGUUGAUCACGUUUUCUUACGCUUUGGAAAACGUCGCUAGACGUGAAGAAUUAUGCUUAAUAUUCUAAAGAAUUGAAUCUCUUCGAAUCUUGUCAUUGCCUCAUUCAGCUAUGAAGACCUUUGUAUCUGUUUCCAGAUUCUUACAUAUGAAACAGUAUUAUUUAAGCGCCGUCCUCUCUUUAUUUCUUGUUAGCAAAUAAUUAAACAAUAAAUAUGGAUAUUUAAUUCAUCAA
This is a messenger RNA of Megachile rotundata (alfalfa leafcutting bee), 1144 nucleotides long. It is a transcript of the gene Ms, whose product is annotated as neuropeptide receptor myosuppressin. The record is from RefSeq and is a predicted model, not a curated record. Lineage: Eukaryota; Metazoa; Arthropoda; Insecta; Hymenoptera; Megachilidae.